This is a messenger RNA of Heterocephalus glaber (naked mole-rat), 1449 nucleotides long. It is a transcript of the gene Cldn10, whose product is annotated as claudin 10. The record is from RefSeq and is a predicted model, not a curated record. Gene Ontology annotation, cellular component: membrane; bicellular tight junction. NCBI's taxonomy places the organism in Eukaryota, Metazoa, Chordata, Mammalia, Rodentia, Bathyergidae. Gene Ontology annotation, molecular function: structural molecule activity.
CUGGGUUCCCAGUAAAACGGUGUCCUUGAAACCCAGGAACGCUGGGGCUGAACUCCCUUUAGCGGUUUCCUUGGUUAUCUUAAAAGUAGGCGCGGUGGGAAAAAGAAACAUAUUGCAGGUUUUCUGUGUUCCCCUUACAAAACACUUCUACCGACCUCUCUGCUUAGGCUGUAACACUUCCUCCAAGUGUGGGCGAAGUAAGUACCUUGCUCAGGAAGUCUCCGCUGAGGCAGCGAGUGCUGCAUCCCAGCCUGCCCUGUGCGCUCCGAGGUCUCCUGGCUUUGGGCUGACUUGCGUUGUACCCACGGGUUCAGUCCACGGAGAAAACUGGCUCUCUUUAGUUUGCAGAGAACACUUGAUGUCGGCCCAAACACCUUGCUCAAAUUCUAGGCUGCUUUUCUUCCAGGAUUUUACAGCCAACGACUGGAUGGAAUCCCAGCAGAAACUUAUCAAGAGUCAUUUGCAUUAGUUUUAGAUUGACUGUCUUCCCUCUCUUUAUUAUUGCUCUUGCAGUUUUUAUUUGCAUAGCUGGGUAAAUAAAAUAUUUGAUCCAGCUAAGACAGUACUUGCCACGCAAAGCAAACUGUUGCUCAACUUCAUAUUGGAUGGAACCUGGUAUAAAGGAAUACGUACGUGUCUGGCACCCGGGUGGCAGCCGGGUCUGCGUCCUGUUGUGUAAAAGAAGUAGCCGGAACACUGUUUAUUCCCUAGCAUUGCUGUUGAAUUUCCUGUGCAGUGCAGAGCACCUGGGCUAUAUCCAGGCAUGUAGAGGACUUAUGAUCGCUGCUGUCAGCCUGGGCUUUUUUGGUUCCGUAUUUGCACUCUUCGGAAUGAAGUGUACCAAAGUUGGAGGCUCAGAGAAAUCCAAAGCUAAAAUCGCUUGUUUGGCUGGAAUUGUAUUCAUACUGUCAGGGCUGUGCUCAAUGACCGGCUGUUCCCUGUACGCAAACAAAAUCACAACAGAGUUCUUUGAUCCUCUCUUUGUGGAGCAAAAGUAUGAAUUAGGAGCUGCUCUGUUUAUUGGAUGGGCAGGCGCUUCACUCUGCAUAAUUGGUGGUGUCAUAUUUUGCUUCUCAAUAUCUGACAACAACAAAACACCCAGAAUGGGCUAUGCAUACAACGGAGCCACAUCAAUCAUGUCUUCUCGGACAAAGUAUCAUGGCGGAGAAGGAGAUUUUAAAACCACAAGCCCUUCAAAACAGUUUGAUAAAAAUGCUUAUGUUUGAAGAGCUUUGCUGGAAGGCUGUGUCUUGAGUUUAUUAUCAAAGCAGACUGUUCACAAUAAUGAGCCCAUCGAAGACCCUCCUAUAAUUAACAAUCAAACUUAUUUGUAAAAUAUGAAUUUGAAGAAUUUGUUGAUUGUAUGGAUGUAAAUGUUCUUACACGGUUAUGCACUAAUCAUUUUCUGUUAUGGGUUUCUAUAAAAAAAUAAACAGGUUAUUUACAGGA